Molecule: messenger RNA, 717 nt
Organism: Camellia sinensis
Lineage: Eukaryota; Viridiplantae; Streptophyta; Magnoliopsida; Ericales; Theaceae
Source: RefSeq, a predicted model, not a curated record
AUGGGUAAAAAAGAGAAGCAGGGCAGAAUCAAGAGUCUCCUCAAGGAUAGAAACAUAGAUAUUGUUUGUUUUCAAGAAACAAAAAGGGCAGUUAUAUCUGAUGUUGAUGCUAGAAGGCUAUGGGGAAGUAAAAACAUGGAAUUUAUGUCCGUAGAUCCUGAAGGAAUUGCCGGAGGCCUUUUAUGUAUCUGGGAUCCUGCUGUCUUUACACUCUCUGGCUGUUGCUGCCAUAGGAGAGCUUCCUUUUGGGAUAAUAUUUUAAAGCUUAAGACUUCUUUCCCCAAUCCUUGGUGCAUGGCUGGAGACUUCAAUGAAAUUGGACACAUCAAUGAAAGAGUUGGUUGCUCUAGGAGGGAUAGGGGAAUGAAACACCUCAAUGAUUUCAUUGGUAAUAGUGAGCUUCAUGAUCUACCACUUCAUGGAAGGAAAUACACUUGGUGCAAUGCCCAUGAAUCAGAGAAAUGGAGCAGAAUUGAUAGAGUCUUGCUAAGCUCUGAAUGGCUGAUUAAUUUCCCAAUGAAAUUAUGGGGAUUACCUAGGUUAAUUUCAGAUCACUGCCCAUUAUUAAUGAUGGAAGAUGUUAGAGAUUGGGGGCCAAAGCCUUUCAAGUUCCUAAAUGCGUGGACUCUUCACCCCAGCUUUUCUCAGCUAUUUGUCUCAUCAUGGUUAGGUAACACUAUUGCUGGUUGGUCUGGUUAUAUUCUUUCCCAAAGCUAA